AUGGUGCCGAAAUAUAAAUCUUUGGUCCAAGGUGUGGCCGACAUAUAUGCACGAAAAAUAAAGCCUGUAGAGGAAUAUUUCCAGUAUCCUAUUUUCUUUACACCUUCGCUGUCAGAGGCCGAGAUAUUGGCAAAGCCAAUGGUCCUAUUGCUUGGGCAAUACUCGACAGGAAAGACCACCUUUAUCAGGAGGAUUCUGGGAGAGAUUUAUCCAGGGUCUCAUAUUGGGCCUGAGCCUACCACCGACAAGUUUGUUGCGGUCAUGCAUGGUCCGGACGCCCGCGUCAUUCCUGGAAAUGCAGCUGUCGCCCAAACGGAGAAACCCUUCCAUACGCUUUCGCAGCAUGGAUCUUCGUUUUUAUCAAAGUUCCAAAUUUCGCAGUCUCAUAAUGCGCUUUUGGAGUCUGUGUCUUUUGUCGAUACUCCUGGUGUCCUUUCAGGAGAAAAGCAACGACUCGGACGCUCCUAUGAUUUUGCCAAGGUCUGUGAGUGGUUUGCCGAAAAAUCCGACGUUAUCCUUUUGCUGUUUGAUGCGCACAAACUGGACAUUUCAGAUGAAUUCAAGAGAGUUAUCUCUGCCCUGAAGGGCCAUGACGACAAAAUAAGAAUCAUCCUAAAUAAGGCCGACAUGAUCAAUAGCCAGCAAUUGAUGAGAGUGUACGCGUAUGGGGCCCUAAUGUGGUCACUGGGAAAAGUUAUCCAUACGCCCGAAGUGAUGCGUGUUUAUAUCGGGUCUUUUCAAGAGAAUCCAGUGGCUCUCGAUCCGUUCACAGAGUCCCUGUUUAAGAAGGAAACAGCGGAUUUACUUGACGACCUUUAUAUGCUUCCAAGAAGCUCUUCCGUUAGGAAAAUCAAUGACCUUCUGAAAAGAACAAGGCAAUUGCGCGUACAUGCACACCUGAUUUCGGCGCUUAAGCGGGAAAUGCCAUCGUUAUUUGGAAAGAGUGCAAAGCAGGCAGAACUGCUUGAGAAUCUUCCGAUGAUUUUUACCAAAGUACAGAAACAGACGCAAUUUCCGCCCGGAGAUUUCCCCGAAAUCAACCAUUACAGGUCGAUUUUAUCGGAGCAGGAUUUCGACAAGUUUCCGAAAAUGUAUCAAAAGCUACUAGAUCGACUUGAACAGGCGAUUUCAGAGGAUCUUCCCCAAUUGAUGAGAGACUUCCCUCCUGGCCCAAAUAUCCCCCCGCAGCAAAUCUUCAAUCCAUACACAAACUCAAACAUCAAUCCCAGCUUUUCGUUGCAGAAGGAGACGCCCAGUUUUUCAUCACAAAAUGAGGCCCCCAACUUUUCGGCUAAUGAGGAGAAUUUUUCCAAAAUGUUCGACAAUUUGCGGCCGAUUGACGGGAAAAUAUCGGGAAACCAGGCCAAGAUCGUGUUUUCAGAGGCAAAUCUGCCAAACUCUGACCUUGCUGAAAUUUGGCAGCUUGCAGAUCAAGAUUCAGAUGGCGCCCUUACUCUUCACGAAUACAUUGUGAUGAUGAAGCUGGUGCAGGUAAAGAUGCAAGGAGGCGCCAUCCCCAAAACCCUGCCUUCGCAACUGAGAAAAAAAUAA
Molecule: messenger RNA, 1551 nt
Organism: Mitosporidium daphniae
Lineage: Eukaryota; Fungi; Microsporidia
Exons: 5
Coding region: 1-1551 (516 amino acids)
Biological process (GO): endocytosis; endosomal transport
Cellular component (GO): cytoplasm; plasma membrane
Molecular function (GO): GTP binding; calcium ion binding; protein binding
Source: RefSeq, a predicted model, not a curated record